This is a messenger RNA of Menidia menidia (Atlantic silverside), 2296 nucleotides long. The record is from the annotation of a GenBank genome assembly. Lineage: Eukaryota; Metazoa; Chordata; Actinopteri; Atheriniformes; Atherinopsidae.
CACAUUUAUAGCAUACUACCCCCCAAAGAAACACCCACCAUGGUAGACAGUCUGGUCAUCAACUUCCAUGAUCUACCUCAACAGCUGACCGUCUAAACUUGCAGCCCCUCCGGAGUUGCGGGCGGCUCGUAGUGUGUGUGGGGAAAGAGGGACUCGAAAGUAGGACAGAGCAGUCUGGCCCCCUUUCUCUUUCAGACCAGAGGCACAGAUCUGCGACAGGGUGAGAGAAGACUAGACUUCGGCCGAGAGAAAAAAGGCUUUCCGGGAGACUUGCCGCAGUCACUGAGGACACCGACCGGUGUGUACACACCGUGACACGGGUUUUGUUUUUUUCUACCGACCAGGGGAAGAAUAUUCACUGAACAGAAACCGUACACUUGGAGACAUGCACAAGCGCACCAAGAUUAAGGUCACCAUCUUUGUGCUGAUGGUGGGCAUGGCGUGCAUGUUCACGGCGGUGGUGACGGACCACUGGGCAGUGCUCAGCCCACACGUGGAGAAAUCCAACGCCACCUGCGAAGCGGCCCACUUCGGCCUGUGGCGGCUGUGCAAGAAGCACAUCUACAUCACGUCGGAAAACUAUGUGGAGGGGCAAAGAUGUGGCCCUAUCAGCCUUCCUGGAGAGGAAAACUGCACUUACUUCAGGCACUUCACUCCUGGGCAGGAUGCUGAGAUAUUUGAAUAUAAAACUCAAAAAGAGUACAACAUUUCAGCAGCGGCCAUCUCCAUCUUCAGUCUUGCCUUCAUCAUCCUCGGGACCCUGUGUUUGCUUGGAUCGUGUACUGGAAAAAGCAAAGGAAGAGACUACCUCCUCAAACCUGCCGGCAUGUUUUUUGCAUUUGCAGGUCUUUGUGCUUUCAUCUCGCUGGAGGUGAUGCGCCAGUCGGUCAAACGGAUGAUCGAGAGCGAGGACACCAUUUGGAUGCAGUACUACUACUCCUGGUCGUUCGCUUGUGCCUGCACCGGCUUUGUCCUCCUCUUUCUCUGCGGGUUCGCGCUCCUCAUCCUCUCCAUGCCCCAGAUGCCCAGGAAUCCCUGGGAGACGUGCAUGGACGCCGAGCAGGAUCAAGCCGAGUGACCGCUGGGAAAAGAAAAUUUAAGAAUCUUCUUGUUUUGACUACGAAUGUUAGAUCCCUUUUGAGAGCAAGUUUAUCUGAGAAUAAAGGUAACAAAAAGGGGAAAUAGCGUUUGUGGCUCCAUUACCUUCCCAACAGCAACUGAAUGAGCCUUUUGUGUGGGUUUACUUUGUUUGCCUUGUCCUGUAUGCACAACCAAAUAAUCACAGCUCUAAUCUGAUUUAUAGCCUAAAACACUUGAAUGCAUUAUAUUUGACCUCCUUUUAAUUUUUAAAACUUACCCCUUCCUUUGAACCGAUAAGACCUUUUGAAUAUUGCCGGGGUCUUACUUGGCCAUCCACGUGUCAUCAUCGUGCACGUUUUGUCUCAAACAAACGUUUUCGGUUUAAAUUUGGAACAGUAACAACCUGACAUGAGGUUGAACUGAUUUUAUAUAUAGCAUUAUGUAUGAUUGGUUUGUAUAUAACUAGCAGUCUUUAGUAUUUUCUAUGCUUUUGUUAAAAGGGAAUAAUCACAGGUUCAAUCUCAUUUGUCUACACUACCAGUCGAAGGUUGUGAAUAAAGUUUGUCCCGAUGUAUAACAAACUGAACAGGUCUAUGAUUUAUUGAAGGCCUUCCCAUUGAGGAUGUUGCAUUGCAUUAUGAAGCCAAAAAAAAGCACUGGAUUAAAGCUCACAAACCAGGCUGGAAAUGGUCGAUUUUCAGCCGGUGCGCUUCCAAAUCUCUUCAUUUUCACGCAACCUGAGCCACUGUGACUAACAUUUCAAACCCAUAAUGACCGUCUUGAUGUAAACAGUUGCAGUUUUAAAGAUGGAAAUCUUUGGGAUUACAGUUAAAUUUAAAAGCUGCAUCCACGAAGCUCUGCUAAUACACACCAUGUAGGUUCAGGUUGGUUUGAUGAAGCACAAAUUAUAAAUGUGGCCUAGGAGUCAAUCUGAUGUAACGACUUUGAAAAACUACAAAAAGCUGUGCCGUGCGAAAUGUAUAAUAAAUUGUGUUUUUACUUGGGUGUAAUUCUCAUGAAUGCCAUGGUGUCGUGUCAAACCACAGCAUGCCCAGAUUCUGUCAGAGGCAAAGCCGAAUACAAGUUAUUUUCAGUCAAAGAAACGUCUGGCCUUGGUUUCAUUCACCCAUCACUCACAAUCAAAAACAUUUUCAAAGGUUUUUAGCUACUACUAAUUCAUGCACUCAUUGUGCUUUCAGCGAGCCUUUUAAAGCAA